Chelonoidis abingdonii (Abingdon island giant tortoise) is the source of this 2487-nucleotide messenger RNA. It is a transcript of the gene PRORP, whose product is annotated as protein only RNase P catalytic subunit. The record is from RefSeq and is a predicted model, not a curated record. Gene Ontology annotation, biological process: tRNA 5'-leader removal; mitochondrial tRNA 5'-end processing. NCBI's taxonomy places the organism in Eukaryota, Metazoa, Chordata, Testudines, Testudinidae. Gene Ontology annotation, molecular function: ribonuclease P activity; protein binding. Gene Ontology annotation, cellular component: mitochondrion; mitochondrial ribonuclease P complex.
UAGUUUUCAGCGUGCGGGCAGUAGUCAGCGGGACAGGGGCACGUGAGGUGUGCGUUGUGCUUCAGUGCGCUGCACCGAACCCCCGCCUCGUCCGCGCGACUCCGGCCGGCCGCUGCCAGGCGCUGGUGGUUCCAACGGGCUCUCCGGGAUACCACUGAGUCCAAAGGAGGCCCCUGCCUGUGCUCCGGCUCUGAAUGAGCCGGCCCAGCUUCUGCGGCGGAGUCUUAGCCCCGCAGCUCAUCGCAGCGUCUGUGAGAGGCCCAGGGGGCACGUCCGGACUGGCAGCGAUUGUUCCCCAGGUAAUUCCCUGACCUGAUUUGGAUGAAAGCAGCAGAGCAACUCUUAGUUCUUAGGAAGUUCACAAAACUUCUCCCCAUUUUUAUAGCAUAUAUUUAUGAUAAAUCUUAAACAGCCUCAGAGGUUGGGCAGGCACAAUAAAGUACAGAACUGUCAAGCCUCUUUCCUGGGAAGAGAGAUGCCCCCUCACCGUUUGUACUAGUAGUUUGAAAUAUUUCUUCUUUUGGUGAUGAAGGAUUUUGCUAUUUUUGUUUUAACAAGAGUCUUAAAAGCUCUCUUGUGACCUUUAUUCAAAAACUUUCACAGCUUGACACUCCUUAAGACUUUUACUAUAAACUUCCUCACAAACUUCACUUCCCACUAGAUCUCUCGUGUGGAGUGUUCCCAGUAUAUUCAUUCUCCUCAUCAUGGCUUUUUUGCAUCCCACUAUCUUCUCGGGUUUGCAGACUUUGGGGAAAUACCCCAUAUUUUGGCCUGUUCCAAGGCGCCAACAGCUGUUUGCUGUCCUCCAUCUCCUGAACAGGAACCAUGUUAAAUGUUUCCCUUUUACUACCACUUCUCAAUCUGCAAUACCAGUGGAUCCCAAAGCAACUCAUAUGCUGUCUACUAAGACCAGAUCUAAAGGUAGAGAUGGAGAGGAAAAGGAAGGCAGGGCCAGAGGAGACACCUCUUCUCCUCAUCCUUUUUCCCUGUUCUCUGCUGGAGCUGCCAAGAGGAGAUCAAAGAACCAAGAGGAACUGCUCAUGAUAUCUAAAAAGAAUGGUAUCCGGCCCCCAGAAAAACCUUUGAGUGUGGCGGAAUGGGAAGAGCUGAAGGGAGAAUUUAAGGGAAUUAGCAAGUUUGAAGAUGUAAUGCUAGAGCAAAUGAUCAAAUGCAACAGCUCCAUAGAUGUGGCCAAGUCUUUGCUGUCUAUGGUGGCAAUAAGAAAAGGUGACAUCAGUUAUAAUUUAUUGGUCAAGUACCUGGCUCUGUGUGUCCGGCAGGAGCAGAUUGCAGAAGUUUAUGAUGUCUAUGAUAUAAUGAAAGUCAGAUUUAAGACUUUAGAAACUGGGGCUUACAGCCUUCUAAUCAAGGGUCUGAGUGGUUCCAAUCGGUGGAGAGAGACCUUAUUGCUACUGCAAGAGAUAAAAAAAGUCAUGACCCCGUCAAAAGGGAACUAUGGAGAUUGUAUCAAAGGGGCCCUCAAUAACCAAGAAAUAAACUUGGCGUGUGAACUGUAUCACGAAAUGCUGGCUAAGGAUUUGAUACCAAACUUGGAUACGCUGCAGGUCUUUUUUGAUACUGGCAAAUGCGUGAAGGACGAUCAGUUAAAAAGUGAACUCUUAGGAAUCCUCUUGUAUCUGAGAGAAAAUCAACUAUAUCCUGGAGAAGUUCUUAUGCAGAGCAUAAAGUUAUGGUUUGAAAGCAUUCCAGGAGAGAAAUGGGAAGGACACUUAACUGCCAUUAAAAAUAGCGGAAAAUGUCCAGUUUGUAACCAAAAUCUGGAAGCUAUUCAUCUGAGCCAAGAAGAGUACAAUGCACUCAAGGAAAAAAUAAUAAAAGAUGUAAUCCAGGGAGCUGAUAUAUUCAGGAAGACGACUCCUCAGGAACUUGAAGAAUUUCAAAACUUUGUGGAAAAUCAUCCUCCGUAUGAUAUUGUGAUAGAUGGACUCAAUGUUGCCAAUGUUUCUAACAAAAGGAACCAGUCUCAAACUCUACUUGAUGUUGUCUUCCACCUGGCACAGCAGAAUCUGCGGUUGCUCGUGCUGGGCCGCAAACACAUGCUGACUGGGUCUCAUGGCUGGAAAAGGCACAUUUUGGCUGCUAUGCAGAAGAAAGCAGAUUUCUUCUUUGCUGAAAAUGUGUCAGAAGAUGACCCCUUCCUAUUAUAUGCCACUCUUCACUCAGGAAGUCAUUGUAAGUUUCUUACUAGAGACCUCCUGCGAGAUCACAAGGCUUGUCUUCCCGACAAUCUUACUCGGUAUCUGUUCUUUAAGUGGCAGCGUGGACACCAAAUGGUGCUUUCCCACUACUGGCCAGGAAAGAGAAUAAAAUUUCAGCCUAUUCUUACUUAUGACACUGUGGUACAGACUACUGCUGACACUUGGCAUAUUCCCUAUGAUGAACAGCUGGUGGAAAGAUAUUCCUAUGAAGUGCCAACAAAAUGGCUUUGCCUUCAACGGAAAUAAUAAAGAAUGCAGUUUUACAAAC